Molecule: messenger RNA, 1936 nt
Organism: Daphnia pulex (common water flea)
Lineage: Eukaryota; Metazoa; Arthropoda; Branchiopoda; Diplostraca; Daphniidae
Product: F-box and WD repeat domain-containing 11-A-like
Exons: 11
Coding region: 185-1558 (457 amino acids)
Molecular function (GO): protein binding
Source: RefSeq, a predicted model, not a curated record
UCACCAUGGCAACCAUUUUCGUAUUUCCGUCUGCUGGUAAACAAUAAUAAACCAACAAGGCGCAACAGGUGUGCGUCUUCAGAAAGCAUCUACUUUUUUUCUAAAAGAGCAACCGGUGACGAUCUCGAUUUCCCAUCAAUCGAAUCCCAGAAACAACAUUGUCAAUUAACCCCAAACCCAGAAAAUGGAAAGUGACAUUUUGAGUUCACUGAAAGGCGGUUAUCCUCACUUGACCGAGAAAAUUCUGAAUCUGCUGGAUGCUCGCAGUUUGGCAAAUGCUGAGCUUGUGUGUAGACAGUGGAGAUCCUUCAUCGCUGAUGGAAGGUGUUGGAAAAAAUAUCUUCUGUCCAAAAAAGUCACUAGCAUUCCAAUUAUUUUCAAUUGGGCUGAAUAUUCUGGAGAUAAUGAGUCUGAAAGGCAUCACAAUAAACAAGACUGGAUGAAAAUCCACAAUUUUUAUCAGAAAUUAGAAGACAACUGGCGAUCGGCUUCUUGCAGACAGCAGAAAAUAGUGAAUUAUAAAGUCCGGUGCUUUUCCAUGAACACCAAGGAAAUAUUCACUGCCGGUUACGUUGAGAAUCAGAGUAUUAUAAAAACCUGGAACAGAAAAUCUCUUCAUUGCGAAAGGAAUUUCACAGACGAAGACAAACUUCACAUAGUCAGCAUGGAUUGCGACGAUGAUUUCCUUGUCACAAUGUCAAUCGAAGCUUGGCAUCAUGUUCGCUCCGGUUUACCUAGCGUAUCUACCAUCUUUGUUCGUGAAUUACAAUCUGGAGAAGUGAUACAAAGAAUUAUGGGCCAGUUUUCGCGUUUGGGUCGAUACGAAACUGCUUUCAAGAUCUGCGUUGGCCAUGGAUUGCUCAUCAGUCAUCAGGUUGUCGGUGAACAGCCAAACAGUCGUCUGAUCCUCCAGGAUGUUCUCAAAUCUCGUCUGGAUAUAUGGCGAAUGGCGAAUGCACGGGAAUUUGUUGAAGCUAAAAGCACUGUGUGUCUUGUUCCCAUUUCCCAAAGUGAUUUGGACUAUGACUAUCCAGUACUCAUUGGCCAUGACCAAAAUUACAUCGUCGUUCACCGCAGCGAUCCGCCUCGUUUUGAAAUCAUAUCGACGUCUUCUCUGAACCUCACCAGGACCAUCGACGCUUUCGAUUACUGUCCCAAUGCUAAGUACAAGGACGGAUUAAUUGUGUCGACUCCCACUUUCACACACACCUGCUGCAUCAGGAUAUGGGACGCGGAAACGGGUUUGUGCUUGCGGGAAAUUCAAGAACCUAAGCCCACACGAUAUCACAAUUUGAAUCAUCUAGUUGGAUUCACCACCAAUUAUCUAAUCACUGUACUGAACACGCCAAUGUUAAGGGAACGAGUGAUCAACAUCCGAGAUCUCAGCGCUGCCAUAGACUUGCACAGCAAUCAGACGUCCGCAUCGACUGUCGUUGCAACUCUUGAACUGGAUUGGGAUACCUCCUUGUCGUACGAUCAUUUCAUAGUUGACGAUUUUCAGCUCGUUUAUCUUCAUUAUCAAGCACUUGUCGUGUACAGUUUUGCUCCAGAGGUUUAACGAGUGGAUUGCAGCGUUCCUAAAAUACUCUUCAAAUGUUACACUGUUUGGCGGUCUUUGACUUAAGCUUUUUUUUUUUUUCAUUUUUCGUAUUGCUGAAUCCGGAUUAGAAAUCUCUGUGCUAUAGUUUCGCCCUCGUACAGCCUCGUAUUUCGGUUUGAAUAAGUGAAUAACAUUUGUAAUAUUCGAAAGAUAGUUAUUGCAUCAUGGUGUAUUUCUGGCUAUUCGAUACUCUGAAACACAGCUGGGUAAAAGUGUGCAUUUAUUGAGUGAUCUAUUCAAUAGGUUGCAAGUGGAAUAACGUUCAUCGAUUGUCCAAUUAUGUAUCAAAGCGAAUGUCCCCAAUAAUUCAGAUGCGAUUAAACUUUAAAACAGUUA